Eremothecium cymbalariae DBVPG#7215 is the source of this 1236-nucleotide messenger RNA. RefSeq lists its product as uncharacterized. The transcript has a single exon. The record is from RefSeq and is a predicted model, not a curated record. Gene Ontology annotation, molecular function: ubiquitin binding; dioxygenase activity. Bases 1 to 1236 code for a protein of 411 amino acids. NCBI's taxonomy places the organism in Eukaryota, Fungi, Ascomycota, Saccharomycetes, Saccharomycetales, Saccharomycetaceae. Gene Ontology annotation, biological process: DNA alkylation repair; DNA repair. Gene Ontology annotation, cellular component: nucleus.
AUGAACGUGGACGACACAACAGAUGAAAAGCUUGCUUAUCUUCAAAAUCUGUUCCCGUCAGCAAAUGCUGAGGUAUUGUUAGAUCUCCUGGUAAGCUGUAAUGGGAGCGUCAGAGAUGCCACUUUACUUCUAGAUCUGUCUGAAGAAGGUACGCAGUUGGAAGAACAGCGGUCUCCGCCUAGGAAAGUUGCGAAGGUCAAAGGUCAGCAGUCAUUAUCAAGUUUCUUGCCGUUGCAGUCAUUGUAUAAUAGACAAUCAAGACCCUCUGGUAAACCAAUUAUUCUUUAUGGGAAGAAGGAUAUUGAAUUGGAGCUAAAGUAUUGCACAUAUCAUACAGAUGUGCUUCCUGAAGAGCUUGCAAAUAGACUUUUGAAAUUUACCAUGAAUGAGCAGAAUUCAAAGCCAAAUGAAUUUUAUCUCUUUGGUAAUAAAUGUGUUUCCAAUUGCCGUAGUGCGAUUUACAGUAACUUAAGUGCUGAAGAGGACGAUUAUUAUUAUAACGGGAUGCGUGUACAAACUGUUAAUAGGUUCAACGAUGAUAUGGUUAUUACUCGUAGUAUUAUUGAGAAGCUUGUCAAUGAGCAGCUUCAAAAACGUUUGACUCUUCCAUUUCAAACGAAACCGGGUGAUUGGAAAAGCCCAGUCGUGAUAUCUAAUAUAUAUGCAAAAGACAGUGAUCUUCAGUGGCACUCGGACAGGAUGACUUAUAUUGGACCUCACUCAGUAAUAGCGACGCUCUCAUUGGGUUUCUCGAGGGGUGUGCGUUUUCGUAGAGUGUAUCCAUCUAAUUCACAGAUAUAUACUGUAAUGCCUGAACACAAUUCAGUUCUGAUAAUGCAUGCCGGUUGUCAGGAGGAAUUCAAACAUUGCGUUCCCCCUCUACCAAAGAACCACCAAAUCUCAAAAAGUGCCAUAAAUCCUAUUUCUCAAACAACCCGUGUAAGUCUUACAUUUAGAGAUUAUAAGGUGAAUACUUAUGAACCUGUGCACUGUGAUAAAUGCGGGUAUCCAAUGGAUCUCAGACGUAUAUAUAAAACCCCAGAAAAAAGAGGUCAUUACAUCUGGUUAUGUACUAAGAGCUAUACUGCUGGUAAUGGACUUAAUAACAAACAGGAAUGUGGAGGUCUGAAGUUUGCAAGAUUCAAUCAUCCACUUCCUACUACGACGACUGAAUCUGAAGGUAGUUUUUGGGUAGCAGAUGAUGACUUCGAGGCAUUAAAAUUCUGUACUAAGUAG